Molecule: messenger RNA, 1173 nt
Organism: Emiliania huxleyi CCMP1516
Lineage: Eukaryota; Haptophyta; Isochrysidales; Noelaerhabdaceae
Exons: 2
Coding region: 1-1173 (390 amino acids)
Source: RefSeq, a predicted model, not a curated record
AUGAGUUCAGUCGCGAAGCCCGCUGUUGUGUCUACACAGCGAGACACGAUCGCGACGCUCGAUUCGUUCCUUCGCUGGCACCUCCACGGCGCUGGCUUCAGCCACGUCUACCUCUACUUUGACGCGCCGGAGACCGAGCCGGACGCGCUUGCGCUCGCACGCGACGAGCGGUGGGGCGGCCGCGUCACCGUUUUUGCUGCUGACGCUGCCUUCCGCCAGCGAGAGGGCUACUCAGCUCUGCCGUCCUUUGACGAGCUCGCACCGAGCGUGGAGACGCACGUGCAGUCGCGUCAGCGGCUCAACUGCGAGCACUGCCUGCGGGCGUGCGCCUCUGCGGGCGUGGACUGGCUGCUGCACGUCGACAGCGACGAGCUGUUUGUGCCGGCGGCGGGGGAGCGCGCGCCGGCUCACUUUGGCCGUUUAUCUGCCCGCGGCUGCUGGCAGUUCACCUACCGCAACCUCGAGGCGGUGCCGACCGCUGCGGCGGCGGAGGGCGGCGACUGCUUUGCGCUCGUCGACCACUUCAAGCAGCACGAGGGCUCGCUGCCGGCGGCCGCGCUGGACGGGACGAGCGGCGCGGCGAAGGCGGCGCUGCAGCACUGGCUCGACCGGUCAGUGGCUCGGCUGGGCCGGCCUGCCUGGUACCUCUUCUACUCGAACGGCAAGUCGGCCGUGCGAGUCUCGUCGGCGGGACAGUGCAGCGGCGUGCACGGGUGGGCGAGCGGCGGCGCGGAGGAGUCCACACACCGUGCUGGCGGGGGGUGGCUGACGAACCUGCUGAGGCGGCCGCCGCAGCCCUCCUCCUCGCGCCUCCUCGUCGAGGAAGAGGGGGCCGUGGUGCUGCACUACGCCUGCUGCACGCGAGUGGGCUUCGCGUCCAAGGACUGGCGCGCGCUCGGCUACCUCGACGGCGUGGGAACCUCGUGGGCACGCCGGUGGCAGCGGAUGCGCGACAAGGAGGAGAGGACGGGGAGGCUGGGCGAGGGCAGCUUGGGCGAGGGCAGCUUGGGCGAGGGAAGCCUGGGCGAGGAGCACCGCGCUCUGGUCGGUCUCGCUGACUCGGAGCUGCUCGAGCGCCACGUCGAGGCGGGCGUGCUCGUAAAGGACAGCCGGGCACACGCAAGGCGCGAGCUGCGGCGGCUCCGCUGGUCCGAGGCGGGCAGCUGUUCCUAG